GCGGUUGACAACAAUGUCAUGAUGAGAAGCACACAACAGAACAGAAGAUCCAAGAAAAAGAAAAAGAACAACUCAUUUUAGUUUAUUACCAUGGGAACUACUGCAGGAAAGAACGUGGGCGAUGGCACCUAUCGACGCAAGGCAUAUCAUGCUGGAUCUUGGUAUGAAGACGAUAAGCAGGCGCUGGGUCAAACGCUGCAGGGGUAUCUGGAUGCAGCUGCUUCCGAAAUUAGCAACAGCAGCAGCCACAACAACGUUCGGGCGGUGAUUGCACCUCAUGCGGGAUAUCGGUACAGUGGUCCUACGGCAGCGUAUGGGUAUCUGCAGUUGGAACGGGCACUGAAUAGUUCUACCGAUCAUCCCUGCGAACACAUUUUGGUCCUCCAUCCGGCUCAUCACGUCUAUCUACAAGGAUGUGCCGUGUCGGGGGCUAGCGAACUGGAAACUCCACUGGGAAAUCUACCCGUCGAUGACGAAUUACGAAAGGAAAUCUUGGCAUUAUCCUCCAAGUUCACUGUCAUGGAUGCCAGUACGGACAAUGAAGAACACAGUGGCGAAAUGCAAUACCCGUACUUGGCCAAAAUUCUCUUGUCCAUGAAGCAGCCUCCUUCCGUAUUACCAAUCAUGUGUGGUGCCUUGUCCACGUUUCAAGAAGAAUUGUUUGGAAACCUGCUGGCACCCAUUAUUGCCAGACCCAAUGUCGUGUGCGUCAUUUCCUCCGAUUUUUGCCAUUGGGGGUCUCGGUUUCGUUAUCAACCCAUCAGUAAGGACGGCAGUAUCCCCAUUCAUCAAUUCAUUCAAGAAAUGGAUCAUCGGGGGAUGGAUCUCAUUGCUAUGAAAGAACCCGGAGCCUUUGCCGAAUACUUGAAAAAGACCAAGAAUACCAUUUGCGGGAGACAUGCCAUUGCCGUGUGGCUUCAAGCCAUUGCCAGCAAGGACCAUUCGGGAUUGACCGUCAACUUUGUCAAGUAUGCACAGAGCAGUGCAGUAAAAACGAUGCAAGACAGCAGUGUUAGUUAUGCCAGCGCCGUCGUGAUGGCGUCCACGGCUUGAUUUUAUUCAAGUGGAACAGUGUAGGCAGGAGCAUGAUACCCUUGCCUUUGGGAUGCCCUCGUAGGAAAGAAGGUUCAAUGUGUCAAACAGCCUUUGGCUAACACUCAACGCUCUUACAAAAUCUGAUCAAACGAAUGAGCAAAGUUAUUCAAAACUUGGGCUUUGGUAAAUUGGCACUGCUAAAGAAGGUUGUCGGGCUACAUUUCCAUUCCUCAAAAGUCUCUUGCACCUCUAGCUAGCUACAUGAGCCAGGUAGGUACCUGGUGGUAUUGUUGAUGUUGCUUGAAUGGCAAACAGACCAGAGCCCCCGAUUGAAACGUCCACUGUAGCAAUUCGAAGGAACGGUUGCAUUUGCUAUAGAAUCUUAGCAAACGCAAAAUUGACGUGUUGUCUGGGUUGAUUUGGGCGCGUUCAAAUAUUUGCACACUAGACUACUAUCCAUCAGCAGGGACGGUAGCCUCAAGACUGAACCACCAUGCGGGUAGCCUCCUUUUCCAAGUCCUCCUCGCAACUAUUCGAGGCAAAACUAGAAACUCUGCUUCACUCGAUGUAGCAGUCUUCAUUCCAUCAGUCCACUGCACCACACACUAUCGAUAGAAGAGAGAGAGCGAGCCCCUUUCUCGUACCGCUAGGGGUACUACUGGCCAUGCAUAGUAUCCAACCAACUCAUUCGUACCGCAGCCGGCUUUGCUGCACUCGAGCCACUACUAUCUAGCUUUCUUGAUAACCUUUUCGUGCAGCACUUCACUGUGUGUCAAAUGCUCCGUUCAGCUAGCUCGUUGCGUGCAAGUCCCGUC
Messenger RNA from Seminavis robusta, 1850 nucleotides. NCBI's taxonomy places the organism in Eukaryota, Bacillariophyta, Bacillariophyceae, Naviculales, Naviculaceae. The record is from the annotation of a GenBank genome assembly.